Oenanthe melanoleuca is the source of this 2662-nucleotide messenger RNA. RefSeq names its product 1,25-dihydroxyvitamin D(3) 24-hydroxylase, mitochondrial. Gene Ontology annotation, cellular component: mitochondrial inner membrane. Gene Ontology annotation, biological process: cellular response to peptide hormone stimulus; C21-steroid hormone biosynthetic process; glucocorticoid biosynthetic process. Lineage: Eukaryota; Metazoa; Chordata; Aves; Passeriformes; Muscicapidae. The record is from RefSeq and is a predicted model, not a curated record. Gene Ontology annotation, molecular function: iron ion binding; heme binding; monooxygenase activity. The transcript has 12 exons. The coding region runs from base 4 to 1491 and encodes 495 amino acids.
GCCAUGGGCGGCUGCAGCAUCCUCGCCGUCCUGCCCCGCCGGCUCCCCGGGCGCACCUGCGGCCGCGCCGCCUCCUCGCUGAGCGCCCUGCGCCCGGCGGAGGCGCUGCCCGGGCCGCCCAGCUGGCCGCUCAUGGGCAGCCUGCCCGACGUGCUCUGGAAAGGGGGGCUCAAGAGGCAGCACGAGACGCUGGCUCAGUACCACCGGAGGUUCGGGAAGAUUUUCCGCAUGAAGCUGGGCGCGUUCGACUCGGUGCACAUCGCGGCUCCGUGCCUGCUGGAGGCUCUGUACCGCCGCGAGAGCGCCUGCCCGCAGCGCCUCGAGAUCAAGCCCUGGAAAGCCUAUCGCGACUAUCGCGACGAGGGAUACGGGCUGCUCAUCCUGGAGGGCAAGGACUGGCAGAGGGUGAGAAGCGCCUUUCAGAAGAAAUUAAUGAAGCCCAAGGAGGUUGUGAAACUGGAUACGGCGAUCAAUGAGGUCCUGGAGGACUUUAUGCACAGAAUAGAUGAAAUUUGUGACCACAAUGGACAGAUGGAAGAUGUCUAUUCAGAAUUCAACAAAUGGUCUUUUGAAAGUAUCUGCCUGGUGCUGUAUGGAAAGAGGUUUGGCCUCCUGCAGCAGGACGUGGAGGAGGAAAGUCUGAACUUCAUCAAGGCUGUAAAAACGAUGAUGGCCACUUUUGGGAUGAUGAUGGUGACCCCCGUGGAGCUGCACAAGGGGCUCAACACCAAAGUCUGGCAAGCUCACACCAAGGCAUGGGAUGAUAUAUUUAAAACAGCCAAGCACUCCAUCGACUGCAGGCUGCAGAAGCACUCAGGGAAGCCCCAGGAGGAUUUUCUGUGUGACAUCUACUCGGGGGGACACCUGUCCAGGAAGGAGCUGUACGCUGCCAUUGCAGAGCUGCAGAUCGCGGGCGUGGAGACGACAGCCAACAGUUUGCUGUGGGCUCUGUACAACCUUUCCCGUAAUCCACACGUCCAGGAGAAGCUUUUCCAGGAAAUCCAGAGAGUUUUGGCUGCCCAGGAGAGCCCAAGUGCUGAGAGCCUGAGGAAUAUGCCUUACCUAAAAGCCUGCCUGAAAGAAUCCAUGAGAUUAACCCCUUCAGUGCCUUUCACCACUCGCACCAUCGACACAGAAAUGGUUCUGGGAAAUUACCUGCUGCCCAAAGGGACGGUGCUGAUGAUCAACAGCCACGCCCUGGGCUGCAGCGAGGAGAAUUUCAGGGGCUGGGCAGAGUUCCGGCCCGAGCGCUGGCUGACCAGGGGCUCCGUCCAUCCCUUCGCCCACGCGCCCUUCGGCCUCGGCAGGAGGAUGUGCGUGGGGCAGCGCCUGGCCGAGCUGCAGCUGCGCCUGGGGCUCUGCUGGCUGCUCCGCAAGUACAGAGUUGUGGCCACGGACAGGGAGCCGGUGGAGACGCUGCACUCGGGGAUCCUCGUCCCCAGCCGGGCGCUGCCCGUCGCCUUCCAGCCACGAGCAGGUUGCAAAAAAUAAAGGACAGCCCUGGUGCUGCCUCCUCUUAAGAGAGAGACAUCAGCUGUGGAAGUCAAGCUCUGGAGGCUGCAGAAGAAGAACUGGAAGAAGAAGGGAAGAACUUUUGCAGAAGAAGAAGGGAAGAACUUCUGCAGAAGGGAAGAACUGAACCCUUGAACAGCUGCUGAGCCAGGAAUAGCACCAGGAAAAGCUCCCAGCCUGAUCUAUUGGGGAAAAUGUGUUUAAAAGGAGAGAAAAACACCAAAAAUGUGGAAAUCCAGGGGUUUAGUGCAGCUGGGGAACUGUGCAGGGCGAGGAGCCCUGGGAGGGUUUUUAACAGCCCAGUUUGGGGAGAGCUGCCCCAGUUUGGGACCAGUCACAGCUGAACUGGCCCUGGCAGCUCAGUCCUGCUCAGUGCCAUGAGGAGGGAGCUGGGAGUCUGGAAAAAAAGCUAAAACAGGGCUGGAAAAAUGGGAAAAUUAAAAAAAUAAAUUUCUUUGGCGUUCUGCACUGCCUGGGUAGGAGGGAAAUAGGGACAAAUGCACCUGACAGGAUUUAGUGUUUGCUUUCAGCAGUUGCAGUCUCUGCUCCUCCCCGUGGAUUUCCAUCCCUCCAGCUCCUGCACAACCCAUUUCAUCCCACCUUAACUGGAAAAAAAAAAAUCUUAGUGGUCUUAACUGGAAAAAAAUCUUAGUGGUCUCUCAGUGCAUGAGAAGGCCUGAUCCAGAAAUGGAACCACUGGAAUCCUAUGGGUUCUGCCUCUGAGGAGGGAUGGUUAUCCUAACAGGAUAUUACAUGAGAUUAAUGACAGGAAAUUGUGCUCCCAACAGCAAUUCCACGGGAAAUCAGGACCCUAAACGUUUCCAAGGGGUUUAUUUCUCGUGGACACUGCAAUAUCCAAAGGUUCCAAUUGUCACUGCCCUGAAUGCAAUAUUGGAUUUUGGCUGUUAUGGUCACUGCUUUUACACUUUUGCAGUUACUUUAUCUGAAUUUUUUUUAUUUUUUUUUUUUACAUGCUGAUAUGAUGCAAGAUUUUAGUAUUUGUUGGUUUGUCUUGUUUUUCAUUUGUUUGUUCUGUUAUGCUCAGAUGUGUAAAUGUACCCCCACAACAAUGUAUAAAACAAUUUGUGCAUUACCUGAAUAUUUCUAGGCUGUUUUGUAAGAAAAUAAAGAGUUCUAUUUUUUUUCCUCU